Molecule: messenger RNA, 2579 nt
Organism: Poecilia latipinna (sailfin molly)
Lineage: Eukaryota; Metazoa; Chordata; Actinopteri; Cyprinodontiformes; Poeciliidae
Exons: 13
Coding region: 38-2323 (761 amino acids)
Molecular function (GO): protein binding
Source: RefSeq, a predicted model, not a curated record
UUUUCUACAGGUGCGUAACUGGGAGAAAAACCUCCAAAUGGCACAAGAGGAGAACACUGUGGAUAGCCUGUGUGCUCAGGCUGAGGAGCAUCUGAAACACCACAGGGAACACCUGCUCAAAUCAGGCGAGCGGUUGAGGAGUGAGAACGUGGACGCUCUGCUGCACCGCCUGGACGAGGCGGCUGCUUAUUAUGCAUCAGCUAUCGCCCUCAGUCCCAAAAAUGCCAAACUCCACUUUCUGCUGGGUCUCGUUUUGGAGGAGCACCACAACACCACCCAGGUUUACGGCUCUCCGAAAAAGGCUGAUAAGGACAAAGAUGAAAUAAGUGAGGCCAAGUCUUCGGCCCAUCAGGACGACAUCCUGGCUGUGUGUAAGCUGCAUGGCUUCCAUGGCAUGCCCUCCGUGGAGAACCAGCUGCAGGCCUUGGAUAAGGAGUAUCACCAGCUGAAAGACCAGGGACAGUUCAGCAAGUCAGACUAUGUGCAGACCCUUUACCUCUGGCUGUCCAAGCAUGCUGCCAAGGAUCGCAACAUAGUGAUGCAAGAUGAGGAGAGCUACAUGUAUCGAUCCCUCAUGAAGUACCUGGACGCCUGGUCCCUGAGUCCAGACAGCUGGGAGUUCAGCCUCCACAUAGGGAGACUCCUGCUGCUGCAGGGGAGAAGCAAAGAGGCUUUGCAGCACGUCCAGACCGGGCUGGCGCUGCGCCCGCUGAACCCCACACUCAGAUUCUUUACAGGGCUAGCUCUGCUGCAGCAGGAGCAGAAAGCCGGCGAGGGCACGGAGAAGGAGGCUGCACUGUUCUUACAUCAGGGACUGGAGCACUUUGUCAGCCAACGCUGCAGCGAGAGUCAGGAGAACCAGGAUCCAUUCGACCCUCUGUCCAGCCUGAAUCCACAGUUUCUGCGAGGGCUUCUCACCCUGGGGCAGCUGCAGCAGAAGGCCACGUUGUCUGAGAAGUCCAUGACUCCUGAGCAGGUGUACCACAUCGUAGCGGCGCUGGCUGCCCGGAGCGUGAGUCAGUUUGUGUGCCGCAGCGAGGCGAGCAGGCAGCUGGAGUGGGUGCUGCUGGAUGCUCACUUCGCCCUGCUGCAGAGACUGAUCCAGCAGGGCGAGCAGCAGGCAAAGGCGGCCGUCGACACGCAGGCCCUGGUGGCGAAGAGGUGCCAGGCCCUCACCGCUCUCAUCCGCCUGACCACCAUCUCUCCUUGCCAGGAGCUGCUGGACAUGCAGGAGAGAACGUGCCAGCUGGCGGUGAUCACCUCUCCGCGGGACAGCCGAGCUCUGUGUCACCUCGGAGUGGCCCAGCUGGCUCAGUACGAUAGCAACCCAAACUCAGACAGGUCAAAUGAGGUCCUGAGCGACGCCCGCCUCAGCUUCCAGGCCAGCAUCGAGCUGGAAGACAAACCUCUGAGUGGAGAUCCACCUGAACCGUUGGGCAAACAGAAGUGGUGGCAGCAGCAUCUGGAGGUUAAAAACAAGAAGGCAGCCGCGCAGGCCGGCCCUCAACCAGCCCAAGCUCCAGCUUGCAAGACCGUGCAAGUCAGGGAUGCCAAACUGGGCAGAGGAGGUCCGAUUCAGGGACGGGCCCCUGUGUCCAGACCUCCGCCGGCUGCUCCCCCAGCCCCCGUCAGAGGAGGGAAGGUGCUUCAGCCUCCAGCUAGAAUUCCUCCAGUCAAGGGGAGACCUGGUGCAGCUGUUAAACCAGAUACAGCAGCUAAACCAGGCAGCGACGAUACUAAAGCCAAGCUCCCUGCUAGCAAGCCUGAACAGGAUUCUGGUCCCGAGACUGUUGAAACUGCUGAGGUCCCUCCAGUAGAAAACACAGCCAGCGCGUCGGGCCCAUUGAACCCCAGGUCUCAUGUAUCGCGGCUCGGUCUGGCUCGGGCCUUCUCACGCUCUGCAGACACCCAGGAUCAGGCGAAGCACUUCUACAAAGAGGUCAUCGCCAUGGCGCCGGGGAUCCACGACGCGUACAUCGAGCUCGUGAAGCUGGUGGAGCCCUCGGACCCGGAGGCUGCGCUGGACGUGUACUGCGGGUUCCCUCUGAAGGACGUGGCCGAGCAGAGCUUCGACGACGCCUUCAUCACCGGGGAGAUCGUCCGCCUGCUGAUGUCACAGCAGCUGUUCGACCACCCACAGCUGGGCCCCAGCCUGGUCGCAUACGGCAAAGUCAUGGGGCUAAGCGUCAUAGAAAAGUACAUCGACAUUCUGGACGAGAAGUCAAAGACGUCGCUGCUGAAGAGCAUCUACGCGAAAAUCAACAACAGACAGGAGGACGACCCGGAUCUGCAGGACUUCUUCAGAUUCAAAUGCUGGAUCUGAGCUGCGUUUCCCUUUCCCUCUCAGGCUGUCUUGUUCUUUGUGUUGAUGAAGAUGUUUUUAUUUAACUGAGAUGUCAUAUUUUUGUCACGUAGCACAGAGGAUAUAGGUAAAUCUCUCUUUUUUUUUUUUUUUAAAGAACACUUUUAAUCUAGAAACAGUUUUCAUUGUUAAAAAAAAAAAAGUCAUGUUAGAACACAGACCUAACAAAAUGUACAUGAAAGACGGGAAUUUUAGCGAGAAUAAAUCUGCACCUUGA